UGUGUCUGUUGGGCCGUGCCCGUACCAGGUGACCAUAUCAGUGGAUGGUAUUUUGACCACUACUGGUUAUACCCAGGAGGACUAUACCAUGUUGGGAUCAGAUGACUUCUUCUACAUUGGGGGGAGUCCCAAUACUGCAGACCUGCCCGGAUCACCCGUCAGCAACAACUUCAUGGGCUGCCUCAAAGACGUGGUAUACAAGAAUAACGACUUCAAGCUAGAACUCUCCCGGCUGGCCAUCGAGCGGGACCCUAAAAUCAGCCUGAACGGAGAUCUUGUUUUCCGCUGUGAGGACGUGGCCGCCCUGGACCCCGUCACCUUUGAGUCCCCAGAGUCCUUCAUCGCCCUGCCCAAGUGGAACACCAAGAAAACAGGCUCCAUCUCCUUCGACUUCCGCACCACAGAACCCAGCGGCCUGCUCCUGUUUAGCCACGGGCGCACCCAGGGUCCUAAAGAGCAGAAACCAGGUCGUGACAUGAAGUCAGACUACUUCGCCAUGGAGCUGUUGGAUGGGUUUCUCUACCUGCUAAUGGACAUGGGAUCUGGGAGUAUCAAGCUGAAGACCAGUAAUAAGAAGGUGAACGAUGGGGAGUGGUGCCAUGUGGACUUCCAGAGGGAAGGGAGGAAAGGCUCCAUCUCAGUGAACAGCCGCAGUAUCCCCUUCAACUCCAACGAGGGCAGUGAGAUCCUAGACCUGGACAGCGACAUGUUCCUGGGGGGUCUCCCCGAGACCCGCUCUGACCUGGUGCUGCCCCCCGAGGUCUGGACCGCCCUGCUCAAUUACGGCUACGUGGGCUGCGUCCGGGACCUCUUCAUCGACGGCAAGAGCCGCGACGUGCGCCGCCUGGCCGAGAUCCAGAGCUCCCCGGGCGUCAGCAGCUUCUGCACCCGCGAGCUUCAGAAGAGGUGUAGCAGCACCCCCUGUGGGAAUGGAGGCCUGUGUAAAGAGGGAUGGAACCGCUACAUCUGCGACUGCACCGGCACCGGCUACCUGGGCAGCAACUGUGAAAUCGAGGCGACGGUGCUGAGCUACGACAGCAGCAUGUACCUGAAGAUCCUCAUCCCAGGCACCAUGCACACCGAGGCAGAGGACGUGGCGCUGCGGUUCAUGUCCCAAAGGGCCUACGGCCUCCUCAUGGCCACCACCUCCAAAGAGUCCGCCGACACCCUGCGGCUAGAGCUGGACGGUGGCAGGGUCAAGCUGACCGUCAACCUAGAUUGUAUCAGGAUAGACUGUAACCUCAGUAAAGGCCCCGAGACGGUCUUCGCCGGCCAAAAGCUCAACGACAACGAGUGGCACACGGUGAAAGUGGUACGCAGAGGAAAGAACCUCCAACUCUCUGUGGACAAUGUGACGGUAGAAGGCCAAAUGACAGGCGCCCACACCCGUCUGGAGUUCCACAACAUUGAGACGGGCAUCAUGACAGAGCGCCGCUUCAUCUCCGUGGUGCCCUCCAACUUCAUCGGUCACCUCCAGGGCCUGACGGUCAACGGCGUGCCCUACCUGGACCAGUGCAAGAACGGCGACAUCUCCUACUGUGAACUCAACGCUCGCUUCGGCAUGCGCCACAUCAUCGCCGAUCCGGUGACGUUUCGAACGAAAGCGAGCUACCUGGCGUUGGCUACUUUGCAGGCCUACGCCUCCAUGCACCUCUUCUUCCAGUUUAAGACCACCACGUCGGACGGCCUGUUGCUCUUCAACUCGGGGGACGGCAGCGACUUCAUCGUCGUGGAGCUGGUCAAAGGUUACGUCCAUUACGUCUUUGACCUCGGCAACGGACCGUCGCUGAUGAAGGGCAACUCGGACAAGCCUCUCAAUGACAACCAGUGGCACAACGUGGUGGUCUCCCGGGACGCCAACAACGUGCACACGCUCAAGAUCGACUCCCGCACCGUCACCCAGCACUCCAAUGGAGCCCGCAACCUGGACCUCAAAGGGGAGCUGUACAUCGGUGGCGUAGGGAAGAGCAUGUACAACAGUCUGCCCAAGCUGAUCGCGUCCCGGGACGGGUACCAGGGAUGCCUGGCCUCAGUGGACCUCAACGGGAAACUACCAGACCUGAUCGCAGACGCCCUCCACAGGAUGGGCCAGGUGGAGCGAGGCUGCGACGGACCUAGCACCACCUGUACGGAGGACUCCUGCUACAAUCAGGGGGUGUGUCUCCAGCAGUGGGAGGGCUUCUCCUGCGACUGCACCAUGACGUCCUAUGGAGGCUCCUUCUGUAGCGACCCUGGGACAACCUACAUCUUCGGGAGAGGAGGAGCCCUCAUCACGUACACCUGGCCCCCUAACGACCGGCCGAGCACGCGGGCAGACCGGCUGGCGGUGGGCUUCAGCACGCAGCUCAAGGAGGCCGUGCUGCUCAGGGUGGAGAGUGCCAAGGGACUGGGAGACUACCUGGAGCUGCACAUAGAACAGGGAAGGAUCGGCGUCAUCUUCAACGUGGGAACAGAUGACAUUGUCAUCGAGGAGAGCGCGGUGAUGGUGAGCGACGGCAAAUACCACGUGGUGCGCUUCACACGCAGCGGUGGCAACGCUACCCUGCAGGUGGACAGCCAGCCUGUCAUCGAACGCUUCCCCUCAGGUCGACAGUUGACCAUCUUCAACAGCCAGGCGUUCAUCAAGAUCGGUGGUGGUGGCGGCGACAAGGCCCGUCACUUCCAAGGCCAGAUCUCGGGCCUCUACUACAACGGGCUGCAGGUGCUCAAGCUGGCGGCCGAGGGCGACCCCAACGUGCAGGCCCAGGGCAACCUGCGGCUGGUGGGCGACGUGCCCUCGGUGCUCACCACAGACACCACCAGCACCACGCCGCUGGCCGACAUGUCCACCACCAUCAUGGAGACAACCACCACGAUGGCUACCACCACCACCCGCAAGCAGCGCUCCCCCACCAUGAGAGACAGUGUCACACAGAACACGGAUGACAUAUUGGUAGCGUCUGCUGAGUGUCCCAGCGAUGACGAGGACUUGGAGGAGUGUGAGCCUGGAAAUGCUAACCCCACAUCCCCGGAGAGAGGAGGGCCUCCCGGCGCGGUAGAGGUGAUCAGGGAGUCCACCAGCACCACGGGCAUGGUGGUGGGCAUCGUGGCGGCCGCCGCCCUCUGCAUCCUCAUCCUGCUCUACGCCAUGUACAAGUACCGUAACCGGGACGAGGGCUCCUACCAGGUGGACCAGAGCCGUAACUACAUCAGUAACUCAGCCACGCAGAGCAACGGCACGCUGGUGAAGGAGAAGCAGCCAGGCACAGCCAAGACAACCAUCAAGAACAAGAAGAACAAAGACAAGGAGUACUAUGUCUGAGACCGGCCUAGCCAGAGACAGAGGACGAAAGGAGACGCACAGAGAGAGGGAGGGACGGAGAGGAGGAGAGAGGGAAGAGUUGAAGGUAUAGGUAGGAGAGAGGCACUAGAUGAACUGACAACUGUAGAGUAAUGAGUCAAAUCUUUGUUGGCAGAGUUUUAUUUAGUUUAGUAUAGAGGUAACCUUACUGACAAAAUUACCUCCUAGCUUUCCUUCUCAACCCAUUCUAAAGCAGAGAGAUAGAAGAUGAGAUUGGCAAAGAAACAUAUUUCAUUAGAUCUACACAUACUCAUUUUUUAACCACAGUUAUUACAAAAAACGUGUGGUAUUUUUCUCCAUUACAGUAAUAUUCUUUUCUCACAUGGCCAUAUAACCUUUUUUUUAAACACAGAGAGACAAAGUCCUGGCUACAACAAAUGGCUGCCAAACCUCGCUCAAUGCAACAUCAUUUUGUGCCAAUCGCCAGACCCAGAGCUCAUGCUACAAUGGAGCCAGCUAAUCCAGCAGCGUUUGAAAGGGUAUUGUAUUGUAUAUAGCCUACAAUCAGAGUUAAGCAUGGGGCUACAGAGAGACACAGAGAAGGAAGACCCACCAUCAGUGUUAGAGCAGAAGCCUAUUGUUUGCUAUCAGAUGCUAUGUAGCGGGUCUAAACAGUCAACAAGCUAACGGAUUCAAUCGUAAAUAUCUAAAUAGAUGGGUUUGUAUUGGAAGUUGAAACCCCACUGCUAGCCAAGUAUGAUAACACAAAAUGACUGCCAAUAUACAGAAACUAGGUGUCAAGUCUGCCUUCUUCCCUCCUCCAAGUAUUGAAACAUCACCUCGCUCCUCUCGUAAAGUCUCUCUCGUUCUCUCCCCCUCCCCUUCUCUUUCACUCGUGCGCUCUCUUUCUCUCAAUGUCUGUGGUUCCCGAGGAGCUGAUGAGACAUUAUUCUGCUGUGUUUCAAGCAUGUAGUAUUCAUUUACAAAAAAGAGAUGACUAUUUCUGUGGAGAAAAAAAAAUGAUGAUGCUGAUUGAUAACGUUUAACUAGCGUGUGAGAACAACAAAAGCUCCAACCAACCAACGGAUGCUACUUAUUACGUUUUAGCUGCAAAACCAACUUCUGAGGCCAAAACCCUGGGUCGUCUUUCAGUUUUCCAACAGAUAGGCUAUCCGUCAUGUGUUUUCUUCUGGGCUCCACGCAGCAUUUCCCCCUACUGAGCCCACUAAUGCGGAGGAACCAGCUCACGUCGUUACUAUCAAACACAGACCAGAAACCAACCUCCAGCAGACAAACUGACUUUGUUCUAAAUAAAUAUAUAUAUAUGUAUAGAAGUUUCAGAGAAAAAAAAACUAUGGACCUAACUGAGAGCAUAAGAGGAGAAAUUCACCCGAAUGCGUGUGUAUCAGUGGACUGGGUGAUAAAUAACAAAUUUGAUGGACUAUUGAUACUUUGACGUGAGACCGAUUUCCCCCCCCCCGUCCCCCCCGUCCCCCCACACACCCACCAAUCAUACAUACUAUGACCAACUUUCAACGACAGUGGGAAACGCAGGUUUCUUUCCCUCAAAAAAUGCGAGACAUUUGAUGGAAAUUGUGAAUUAAUUUGCUGGAGUCCCACUUUCGCCCCCUAGUGUUGGGGGGAAAGCGUACGUUACCUUGGAUCUGCGUUCUUGCCUCUCAUUGGUCAAGACUGAUAACAGCCAAUGAGGGCAAGUCUAGUGAAAAACAUUCAAUGAAAAAAAGAAUUACAGAACAAGGCAAACAGCAGUUCCCUUGCAGAUGGACAAGAACUCUAGUAUUCCAAUUUUCUCAACUAUUAAAAAAGAAAACUGUACCAUGAAAAGAAAAGAAAAACCUCCAAAAAAAGUUUGUGCAAUGUCUAAAUAUUUGAAUCUCUCAUCCCAUUACUAAGAAAAUAUGUGUUUUCCCUUCCUGUUUAGAGAAAAAAGUAUGACAAAGAUAAUUGAUUCUGGGAAAUUGGAAAUUGAUAUAUAAUUGGUAAUUGAGCAAAUGUGAUUUGGGUUACAAACAUAAAACCAUGUUUUCUCCUUGUCAGUACGGAGAAAAGAUACUUUCCUCUCCAUCCCUCCUGCUGCCACCUCACUCCGUUCUUUUCCUAAAUCAAUCCCCCCAUCCUUCAUCCCCCUUUACUCACAAUGGCAGAGUGUAUGUAACCAUUCAUUAACUGAAGACCGAACAGGGUCUUAUCUAUUUUCUAUUGUUUUAUAUCUAUCUCUGUAACUGCUAGAGUCAAAACGGCUGCCAAGUCUGGAGACUGGCUCCAUCCCAUCCUUCUUCCUCAUCCAGUUUGUCCGGUUUAUGUUCCUCUCCAUCCUCCUCCUCCCAGUAUCUACCUGUUCUUUCUAAAUGUUAUUGUAAAGUGUUCCAGUGAGAUGACUCUAAAUAUGUGUACAUUAACAGAGGGGAAUACACUUGGUUAUAUACUUCUUA
Molecule: messenger RNA, 5733 nt
Organism: Oncorhynchus nerka (sockeye salmon)
Lineage: Eukaryota; Metazoa; Chordata; Actinopteri; Salmoniformes; Salmonidae
Product: neurexin-2-like
Exons: 16
Coding region: 89-3301 (1070 amino acids)
Source: RefSeq, a predicted model, not a curated record